Molecule: messenger RNA, 1770 nt
Organism: Phaeoacremonium minimum UCRPA7
Lineage: Eukaryota; Fungi; Ascomycota; Sordariomycetes; Togniniales; Togniniaceae
Product: putative zinc cadmium resistance protein
Exons: 3
Coding region: 1-1770 (589 amino acids)
Biological process (GO): zinc ion transmembrane transport; intracellular zinc ion homeostasis
Cellular component (GO): membrane
Molecular function (GO): zinc ion transmembrane transporter activity
Source: RefSeq, a predicted model, not a curated record
AUGGCGUGGUCCAAAUCAACCCGCAUCAGCAUCAUGCUGGCCAUCGAUGUCGCCUUCUUCCUCCUUGAGCUGACUGUCGGAUUCAUGGUACACUCGCUGGCUCUCAUGGCCGAUGCUUUCCACAUGCUCAACGACAUUAUCUCCUUGCUUGUCGGCUUAUGGGCUGUUGUUGUAGCUCGGAAAGCUACUAGUGACAAGUAUUCGUAUGGCUGGCUCAGAGCCGAGAUCCUCGGCGCAUUCUUCAACGCCGUUUUUCUGAUUGCUCUUUGCGUCUCUAUCAUCCUCGAAGCCCUCACUCGAUUCAUCGACCCGCCCGAGAUCGGAAACGCGAAGCUCAUCUUGAUCGUCGGGUCUCUUGGUCUUGGCUCUAAUCUUGUCGGGUUUCUGGUUCUAGGAGGGCACGGGCAUUCGCACGGCGGCCAUGAUGACCACGAUCAUGAAGGACAUGGCCACGAUCAUGAUCACGGACACGAGCACACUCACCAGCACGACGAUUUGCAUGCUGCCGAGGAGGGCAGGGCUAUCCCCGAGGACGCCGUCGAUGGAGGCCCGGCGGACGAGAAUGGAAGGAUUGCGGACUUGCUCCCCGAAGCAGCUGUCGCGAGGUUCAACGCACCGAGCACACAGUCUCUUAAUUCGCGCCAUAUCACGUUCGACCGCAGCGAUGGCGCUCGGUCCGAGGUUAUAGGUCGAUGCGAGAGUCGGGCUUCACAAGGGUCCAGGGGAAGGCAACGACGCCGUGCUAACAGCUUACGGCAUACUCGCCUCACUAGUAUUGAGGAUCUAAGCAUUCACCCGGCUAGCUUUCGUCAGGAAAUCAUCGAGGCCAGCAGACCUCAGCUCAACGAGGAGAGCGAUGAGUCGGGUAGCGAUGAGAGUCCAGAUGAGAACCCUAUCGUGGACGAUGAGGCCACUGAGGAUACUCCCCUAAUCAAGGGCAACGGUACGGAUCACCGCCCAUACUAUGGCGGUCGAUCGACAUCAAGACGGUCCAGACGGGAUUCCCACCAGGCGCACAACCACAACAGGCCGAAGAAACCCAGCUCAGGCGGCGGACACGGCCACAACCACGGGGACAUGGGCAUGAAUGCAAUGGUGCUCCACGUCCUAGGUGACGCACUUGGCAACGUCGGAGUUAUCGCCACAGCCCUGAUUAUCUGGCUCACAGACUGGCCGGGCCGCUUCUAUGCCGAUCCCGCAGUUUCACUGUUCAUCACGCUUAUCAUCCUGAAAUCCGCCAUUCCUUUGACGAAAGCGACGUCGAAGAUCCUGCUGCAGGCCACGCCCGAGCACAUUGAGGUUAACGAUAUCAGAGAGGACAUUCAGGCGCUGCCUGGCGUUGUCAGCUGCCACCACAUCCAUAUCUGGCAGCUCUCCGAUACCAACAUAGUCGCAUCUCUACACAUCCAGGUCGAGUUCCCAAUUUCGGAGGCUGGCGGCGAGAAAUACAUGGAACUCGCAAAGAAGGCCCGCAAGUGUCUACACGCAUACGGCAUUCACAGCGCUACCAUCCAACCCGAGUUCUGUCUCGACAAGACGCAUGAUCACCUGGAAGUUGCUAGGUACGACGGGACUACCGACGGAAGCGUAGACGGAAUGAGCUGCGCCAGGGGUCAAGGCAAGUCGUGCCUGUUGGAUUGUGUAGACGACUGCGUUGCCAAGGGUUGCUGCUCUGGAACUGAAGCCUCGCCGCCGGGAAGCAGCCACGGCAGCCAUGCUGCUCAGAGUGAAGGCCAUAGUGAGCACGAUGGCCACACCAACCAUCACUAG